Molecule: messenger RNA, 3322 nt
Organism: Drosophila eugracilis
Lineage: Eukaryota; Metazoa; Arthropoda; Insecta; Diptera; Drosophilidae
Gene: ABCD
Product: ATP-binding cassette sub-family D member
Exons: 9
Coding region: 944-3142 (732 amino acids)
Biological process (GO): fatty acid beta-oxidation; peroxisome organization; long-chain fatty acid import into peroxisome
Cellular component (GO): peroxisomal membrane
Molecular function (GO): long-chain fatty acid transmembrane transporter activity; ATP hydrolysis activity; ATP binding
Source: RefSeq, a predicted model, not a curated record
AGUAAGGGGUAUAAAAAGUGUAUUCACUAGUAUAAGUAAUUUGUUUGCUAGAAGUAGUAUUUUAUAAAUUAACUACCGUUUACCCCUUUAAAUCAGGGUAUAUGACAAACUUUAUUGAAAAAACAAAGGUUUUAGUUUUUAAACUAAUGUAUUAAUGUAUAGAUAGUUGAAUGUGAUAUUUUAAAAACCCGAUCGGUGCGUCUUUAAAUUAUACUGGAAAUUAUAAACUUUAUAGGGAAGCUGGGUUAUAGUCCCUAAAUUAUGAGUCAUUUAUAAAAGCUAUUGUUUAAAGUAACACGUAUUGUCGCAUAUAUUUCAUACCAUUAUACUUUUUGUGGGUACAAGGUGCAAAUACGCUUUCUUUGCUAAUCUAAUCCGCUAACUCAAUUUUUAGAUUAAUAAUUCCAUUAUCUAAUGUAUUCUUAUGCAGUUACAUAACAUUUGGACUUGCUAAGAUUAUAUAAACAUACCCCUGUAUUUGUUUAUAUAUAUAUUCUUAUCAUGUUUAAAAUUAUCUUUUGUUUAAGUUGGAAUUCAGUACAGGUACACAACUUUCGAAAAUCAUAAGAAUUUUCUUACGAUAUACGCAACGGUAAUAUUGAGGGGUUCUUAUCAAAUCUUUUCGGCACCUAUAAAUACAAAAGUAUUCCCAUCAAGAAAUACUAUUUAAAAGCCUUAAUAACAGUUUAGCUACAAAGCGCGGCGAAAACGGACUUUAAAUUUUCGACGGCUUAUAGACCAUUUAGGAAUCUUUCAUUGCAAAUAUAAGAAAAGUGUUAUUCGAUCAGAAAUACAUACAUAAAUUUAAUAACUGAUAAGUCGAUAUUGCCAGAUUAAUUUUUUAAUCCUACAAUCAUUUAUGACAGCUAUAUAAAAUAGCAGUAUUCUUCUUGGUUAUUUUGACUUGAUCGUAACAAAAGGUGCAGUAAUAUUUAAAACAACAAUGAGUGUUCUAUCCAAAUAUGGUGACUUCAUUGCUGAAAAAUGUGAGCAUAAUGGGCUUACGAAACACGCUUUUAGUUAUGCUCUUGUGAGUAGUGCGAUACUAGCACUUACCAUAAAGGUGACUCUCCCAUACGUAAAGACCGCAAAUAAUACAUAUAAACCAAAUACGGAAAAAGAAACAACGAAAAUCAAGAAUGGUGUCCUGAUAUCAUCUGAAUCAGACUGCUUAGAAGAGGACUUAAAGCUUGCAGAGGCCGAAAAGUUGUUGGUUGCUCAGCAGCUGAAAAAAAAAACAAACAAUUUUAUUGAACCUGGGCUAAACAAGGAUUUUUUAAAACAGCUAAAGAUGCUGGCAAAAAUAAUGGUACCCCAGACCCUGUGUUACGAAACGGGAUUACUGAGCAUACAUACUUUUUGCCUAAUUUCUCGCACUUUUCUUAGUAUUUAUGUUGCUGCACUGGAGGGGGCCCUUGUUAAAUUUAUAGUUCGGAAGGACAUUAAACAAUUUGCUUUUGUGUUGCUAAAAUGGUUUGGAAUUGCUAUCCCAGCUACAUUUAUUAAUUCAAUGAUUCGAUUUCUUGAAAGUAAACUUGCUCUCGCUUUUCGAACCCGAUUGGUGCGUCAUUCAUACCGGCUUUAUUUUAAAAAUCAGAAUUACUAUAGAGUAUCGAAUUUAGACGGUCGUAUUGAAAAUGCGGAUCAUAGACUUACCGAAGAUAUUUCCGUGUUCGCUAGUUCUGUAGCGCACUUGUAUAGUAGCCUGACUAAACCAUGCUUCGACUUGAUGCUAAUUGGCUUGGCAUUAAUGAGAUCAUCCAGAAAAAUGAAAGCUAACAUUAUAACAGGACCGGCUUUAUCAGUCGGUGUCAUUGCCCUAACAGCCCACAUUUUACGAAUCGUUUCGCCAAAGUUUGGACAGUUGGUUUCGGAAGAGGCUAAUAGAUAUGGGUACCUCAGACAUAUCCACUCCCGCAUAAUAACAAAUGCAGAAGAAAUCGCAUUUUACGGAGGACAUAAGGUGGAAAUGCUGCAGCUCCGUCAGGCUUACAAUCGACUUAUAAACCAAAUGACCACAGUUUUCAAUCAAAAACUUUGGUUUAUAAUGCUGGAACAAUUUUUUAUGAAAUAUGUUUGGUCCGGUACGGGAAUGAUUAUGGUAUCACUUCCUAUUCUGACAGGCAGUGACGUAGGAUCUGGACAAUUUCGAAAUACGGCCUUUACGGAAUCGCGAGUUAGCGAACGCACUCAAUAUUUAACUACGGCUAGGAACCUACUUAUUUCAGCAGCAGAUGCGAUUGAGCGAUUAAUGUCAUCCUACAAGGAAAUCGUUUCUUUGGCGGGUUACACUUAUCGGGUGGCUGGCAUGAUGGAUGUUUUUGAAGAAACCGCUCAGGGAGUAUAUUGCAAGUCGAGCAUAAUAGAAAGUGGACAGCCGAAUGGUAUUAUUGAAUUCCGCAAUGGAAAACCGGUUGCAAAAGGCCGCAUUAUUUAUUCAGAUGAUCCGGAAAAUAUGGCAAUAAACUUGCGUGCAGUGCCAGUGGUGACACCUAACUGUGAUAUAGUAGUACCAAAACUAACUUUAUGCAUCGAACCUGGUAUGCAUUUGUUAAUAACUGGUCCUAAUGGAUGCGGAAAAUCUAGCUUGUUCAGAAUACUAAGUGGAUUGUGGCCCAUAUACGCUGGAGAAUUGCAAAUACCACGUCCAGUAAAUGAUAUCCCUUGCAUGUUUUACAUUCCGCAACGUCCAUAUAUGUCAAUUGGGAGCCUAUGUGACCAAAUAAUAUACCCCGACACGCAGGAUGAUAUGAAACGAAAAAAAAUAACUGAACAUGAGCUAAGAUGCAUUUUAAAAUUGGUGAGCCUUGAACACAUCGCUCAACGUGAUAGUUUUGACGUUGUUCGUGAUUGGAAGGAUAUAUUAUCUGGAGGUGAAAAACAACGGAUGGCGAUAGCUCGUCUGUUCUAUCACAAGCCACGUUAUGCCCUCCUUGAUGAAUGUACGAGCGCAGUAUCUAUAGAUGUUGAAAGUUCGAUUUAUGAAAUUGCUAAAGGUAUGGGAAUUACUCUGUUGACAAUAACUCACAGGCCGACUUUGUGGAAAUAUCACACACAUAUUUUGGAGUUCGAUGGUCUUGGAAGUUGGCAGUUUAGAAAAAUGAAUGCAGAUGAACAACAAAAAGAACAAUUUAAUUUGUAAUAUACUAUAUAAGUUAAGCUAAAGCUUAGCAAAACAGUUUUAAGACAUGUCUUUUUGGUAGGAUAGUUUUGUCCGACAGUUAUAAUUAAAAAUUUCAAAGUUCUCAGGAAAUUAAAUAAAGCUACUGUAUUUUGACCAAAUAUUUGUGUGCCUUACGCCAAUUAUAAACGAAUAACAGCA